Pieris brassicae (large cabbage white) is the source of this 5228-nucleotide messenger RNA. It is a transcript of the gene Nrx-IV, whose product is annotated as neurexin-4. NCBI's taxonomy places the organism in Eukaryota, Metazoa, Arthropoda, Insecta, Lepidoptera, Pieridae. The coding region runs from base 123 to 3944 and encodes 1273 amino acids. The record is from RefSeq and is a predicted model, not a curated record. The transcript is spliced from 25 exons.
UUGUCCGCAAGCUGCGUUGCUCCAACGCCGACCGAAUUUUGUAAUGAUCAAACAAAUUUUUAUUUGAAUUCUAUUACAACGACGAAUUAAUAUUUAGCUGCAUUAUUUAUAGCUAUGAAGUUAUGAUGAUUGAUACUUUGUAUUAUUUCGUUGCGGUGCUGUGUUUAAGCUUAACAAGCGUCAAAUCAGAUUCAGUACGAUAUUAUUACGACUAUGAGUGUAAUGAGCCUCUUCUAGAGACUGCUAAGUUGACUGCUACUUCUAGUUUAAGAGAAAGAGGACCGGAUAAUGCUAAGUUGUAUGGAACCUCAGCAUGGACGGCGAAAGAGAGCUCCUACUAUCAGCACUUGACGGUAAAGUUGGGCAAGCGCGUAGAGUUACGUGCGAUUGCCACCAGGGGGCGGUUUGCGACAAACGAGUUCGUUUCGGAGUACAUGCUCCUGUACUCUGAUAACGGGGAGAGCUGGCGGGUCGUAUCUGACUCAGAUGGAUAUGAAAAGAUGUUUGGAGGUAACCACGAUGGCAAUACAAUAGUUAAAAAUGAAUUCGAAGUGCCUAUAAUUGCUCAAUACAUUAGGAUUAAUCCCAUGAGGUGGCGAGAUAAGAUCUCUAUGCGCGUGGAGUUGUACGGGUGUGAUUAUGUGGCCGAUACCCUAUAUUUUAAUGGAAGUUCUCUCGUGAAAGUGGAUUUACUCCGAGACCCGGUAUCAGCAUCACGCGAAACGGUGCGCUUCCGUUUUAAGACCAGUGUCGCCUCCGGGGCUCUGCUGUACUCUCGCGGUACUCAGGGCGACUACUUAGCCUUGCAGUUGAGGGAUAAUAGGCUUGUACUUAACAUUGAUCUAGGUUCAGGACUAUUGACAUCCCUGUCCGUGGGCAGCCUCCUGGAUGACAACAUAUGGCACGAUGUUGUAAUAUCCCGUAACCGGAGAGAUAUAAUUUUCUCGGUAGACCGAGUGGUGGUACAGGGACGAAUAAGGGGGGAGUUUUCUCGGCUCAACCUCAAUCGAGCGUUCUACAUAGGCGGUGUACCGAACUUCCAAGACGGUCUCGUCGUCAACCAGAACUUCACGGGGUGUGUUGAGAACAUGUAUUUGAAUUCGACGAACAUUAUAUACGAACUGAAGCAAGGAUACGAAACCGGAGAACCUUUUAAGUAUCAGAAAGUUAACACCCUGUAUAGCUGUCCGGAGCCGCCCUUGGUCCCGGUGACGUUCCUGAAAGCGGGCUCGUACGCCAAACUGCGGGGAUACUCGGGUGGUAACACGUUGAACGUGUCUCUAGAGUUUAGGACUUACGAGUUGCACGGACUGCUCAUUUACCACAAAUUCAAAUCCGAUGGAUAUGUUAAGGUCUUUCUAGAAGAAGGUCAAGUGAAAGUUGAACUGUUCACUGAGGGUUCACCCAAGGUAAAGCUCGACAACUAUGCUGAGCUCUUUAACGAUGGCCGCUGGCAUUCCCUGAUGCUGACCAUGGCUCCGGACACGCUGAUCCUCUCUCUCAACUAUAGACCCGUCAAAACUACGAAAAAACUCAAAUUCUUUACUGGAAGCAGUUAUUACAUUGCCGGUGGUAAGUCCGGCGUGCGUGGUUUCGUGGGCUGCAUGCGUCGUAUAGCCUUGGACGGCAACUACCGUCUUCCGACCGACUGGAAGCCUGAGGAGUAUUGCUGCCCCAACGAGGUCGUGUUUGAUGCCUGCCAUAUGAUUGACAGAUGUAACCCAAACCCGUGCGAGCACGGCGGGACGUGUACGCAGAGCGCGGACGAGUUUACGUGCGACUGUACGGACACCGGAUACGCCGGAGCCGUGUGCCAUUCUUCAACACACCCGCUGUCGUGCCAGGCGUACUCCAACGCGGCAGGCCUGACGAGGUCGGCCGACAUCAAGGUGGACGUCGACGGCUCCGGGCCCUUAGCGGCCUUCCCCGUCACCUGCCAUGCCUAUUCCGACGGUCGCAUUGUGACAGCCGUGAGCCACGCGGUGGCGAGCAGCAGCAUCGUGGACGGAUACCAGGAGCCGGGAAGCUUCAAACAGGAUAUCGAGUACGACGCGUCGCGAGCUCAGCUCGAGGCCUUGUUGAACCGAUCUCAAACCUGCUCUCAGCGCUUGGACUACAUGUGCAGACAUUCGCGCCUGCUCAAUUCACCCAGCGAAGAAUCGAACUUCCACCCGUUCGCGUGGUGGGUGUCGCGCAGCGGUCAACGCAUGGACUAUUGGGCCGGGGCCCCACCCGGGUCGCGCAUGUGCGCCUGUGGGGUCCUCGGCUCCUGCAAGGACCCCAGCAAGUGGUGCAACUGCGAUGCGGAAUAUCUGGUCGGGGAUAAAGACGACUUCCAAAUGGAUGGCGGCGACAUCACCGAAAAGGAGUAUUUGCCGGUGAAGCAGUUGCGGUUCGGGGACACCGGCAGCCAUCUCGACGAAAAGGAGGGCAGGUACACCCUCGGACCUCUCUUGUGCGAGGGAGACGACCUGUUCAACAACGAGAUAACGUUCCGAAUCUCCGACGCCGUGGUGAUGUUGCCGGCCUUUGAUUUGGGCCACAGCGGAGACAUCUAUUUCGAAUUCAAAACCACGAAAGAGAACGCCGUGCUGUUGCACGCUAAGGGUCCCCAAGACUACAUAAAGCUGUCGAUAAUCGGCGGAGACCAGCUGCACUUCCAGUUCCAAGUGGGAGACACGCCCCUCGGCGUCUCCGUGGAGACCAGCUCUCGGCUGGCCGAUGACCACUGGCAUUCCGUGUCCAUCGAGAGAAAUAGGAAAGAAGCUCGGGUGGUCGUGGAUGGGGCGUUGAAAAAUGAGAUUCGAACCGCUAAAGAACCCGUGAGGGCCCUACACCUCACCACGGCCCUCGUGCUGGGGGCGACGUUGGAGCGAAAGGACGGCUUCGUCGGCUGCAUGAGGGCCUUGCUCUUGAGCGGGAAACCGGUCGACCUCAGAUCGUAUGCCAGGCGAGGAUUGUAUGGAGUGUCGGAGGGCUGCGUAGGCAAGUGCCAGUCUUCGCCCUGCCUCAACAACGGAACUUGUCUCGAGAGGUACGACACCUACUCCUGCGACUGCCGCUGGACCGCCUUCAAGGGCCCGAUCUGUGCCGACGAAAUCGGAGUGAACCUUCGCCCCAAUUUGAUGGUGAAAUACGAUUUCCUCGGCUCGUGGCGAUCCACCAUCAGCGAGAAGAUCCGCGUCGGCUUCACCACCACCAACCCCAAGGGAUUCUUGCUCGGGUUCUACUCCAACAUUUCCGCAGAGUACCUCACGCUCAUGGUGUCCAACUCUGGUCAUUUGCGUGUGGUGUUCGACUUCGGUUUCGAGCGUCAAGAGAUAAUAUUCCAAGGGAAGCACUUCGGGCUGGGCCAGUACCACGACGUGCGUCUUUCCAGGAAGAACAGUGGCGCCACUAUGGUCCUGCAGGUCGACAACUACGAGACCCAAGAGUACCACUUCAACAUACGCGAAAGUGCGGACGCGCAGUUCAACAACAUCCAGUACAUGUACAUGGGGCGCAACGAGACCAUGAACGAAGGCUUCGCGGGAUGCGUCAGUCGCGUGGAGUUCGACGACAUCUACCCUCUGAAGCUGCUCUUCCAGCAGGACCCGCCCGCCAACGUCCGGGCCAUCGGUGGCAUCCUCCACGAAGACUUCUGCGGCGUCGAACCCGUGACUCAUCCCCCGGAGCCCAUUGAGACUCGACCUCCUCCGCCGGUCGACAACACCGCCGACGAUCUGCAUCGUACCGACGAAGCCAUACUCGCGACCGUGCUGGCCUUCAUAUUCCUGCUGCUGAUCGCCGUGGCCAUAGUGUUGGUGCGUGCGCUGUCACGCCACAAGGGAGAAUACCUCACUCAGGAGGAACGGGGAGCGGAAGGAGCGGCCGACCCCGACUCGGCUGCCCUCGCUGCCGCCACCGGCCCGAGGGUCACCAAACGAAGGGAGUUUUUCAUCUAGACGCGUCUCCGUCAGCUUCCAUUCCAUAUAGUUUUCAUACCCUUAGCCUUUCGACCUUAGUUCAUUUAAUAGCGUAGUUAUUUUGACGCAUCAGUCAAGUUGUCAAGUCGAUGCCCGAUUCAUGAAAUUGCUUGGCCCUCGAGUCAGGUUUGUAUGACUUAUCACUCUCCAAAUAGCCUUUAAUAUCACUAUUAAUCGCGAUGCUGUAGUCCCAAUUCUGCAAAAUCUUAGGUAUCGGUAUAUAUUCGGUGGUGUUGUCACGAGCACAAAGCGUUUUAUACUUGAUUCUUCUCCCAGUGAGUGCCAUUUGGCUUUAACGAACAGGUGUAAUUUAUUUAAUAGAUUCAAAUUAAAUCCCUUUAAAGCCUUUUUAAAUGAUAUUAUUCUAAAGUCGGCGUUCGGUAUGUCGUGAAUGUUUGUCUAGUUCGCUUCACUAGAGAGUAAAACUUAAACUCCCUUUUAAGUAACAAGAUUUUGUUUUAAGUUAUUGAACGAGAUGAACUCAUCAGAGCAGCACGAAUGACGAACACAGCUUCGGUCGGCAGAUUUAGGCUUUGGUAUAUUUUUAUAAUCUCAUGUAAAUUUUCGUUUAUUUUUCCGUCCAAAAAUGUCAAAACGCUACUUAAUUGUAUAAAUGCGAUUUAUGUUUGGAAAUGCAAAAACAAACUAUUGUGUAUUAAUUAUUUUAUCGUAUUUAGUGUGUAUGAAGGUAGGAGCUGUGUAGCGUAUUGAAUCUCAUUUAUUAUUGUAUUACUAUUUGUAAUUAAAAGACUUCUGUAUCGUACAAAUGUAUUUUUUGUAAUUGCACAGACUAAACAAUAACAAAGGGUUAAUUUUUAAUCUAUAGUUUGCGCAACAAUGUCAGUUGUUAACUGGCUGAUACUAAUAUCAAUAUUAUUACAAGUAAUAUUCACGGAAACGAGAUGAAGAAUGAAUGAAAAUAAAUUAUAAAUUAACCUUUGAGUAUUGUUUUAAUUAGUUUAGGUUUGUAUACUGUUUGAGCAACACAUUAUUUCCACAGACAAUAUUUAAGAAAUAGCUAUCUUCAAAGUGAAUAAUAUUAUCUGUUAAAUGAAAUUCAACCAUUGAAGCAAGCAGGUUUCUUGACUUCUGUAAUAUUUUUCAAAUGAAAUAUAUCAUAAUUUUUAGCUUUAUAUAUAGUAUGCUGUUGUCUGUGGAUGACGUCACAUAAGGGUGCCUUAAAGUUUGGCACAGAGAUCACUUAGCGUAGACUAGAGUUUUUAUUUUACUAUGAAAUCACAAAUAAAUGCCCAAAUAUCAUAA